Drosophila innubila is the source of this 1226-nucleotide messenger RNA. RefSeq names its product probable phospholipid hydroperoxide glutathione peroxidase (gene Gtpx). Gene Ontology annotation, biological process: response to oxidative stress. NCBI's taxonomy places the organism in Eukaryota, Metazoa, Arthropoda, Insecta, Diptera, Drosophilidae. The record is from RefSeq and is a predicted model, not a curated record. The transcript has 3 exons. Gene Ontology annotation, molecular function: glutathione peroxidase activity. Bases 2 to 775 code for a protein of 257 amino acids.
UAUGAAUAUCAGAUACAUUCAAAACAUAACGCAGCAAGCUUUCAAGUGCUCGAAGUUAACGGCAAGAAUCUCAACAACAACAACUCUCACAACACCAACAACAAGAAGCUUUGCAGUGCAGCAAUCGAUAUCGAUGAAUGCAGUUCAGUUCAAUCGGUGUCAUCGCUAUUGCGUUGUCCUUUUCCCAUUGGUCGCCCUUUGCAGCAGUGUCAAUUGUGCUGCGGAUUUAACAACGAAGUCACAAUACUCUACAGCAGCUGCCCUCGACAUGUCGAAUGAGGAUUACAAGAGCGCUACGUCCAUCUACGAUUUUACCGUAAAGGACACACACGGCAAUGAUGUCUCGCUGGAAAAGUACAAGGGCAAGGUCGUCCUGGUGGUCAACAUCGCCUCAAAGUGUGGUUUGACCAAGAAUAACUAUCAGAAACUGACCGAUCUGAAGGAGAAGUACGGUGAACGUGGCCUGACCAUUUUGAAUUUCCCCUGCAAUCAGUUUAACUCCCAAAUGCCCGAGGCUGAUGGUGAGGCCAUGGUUUGUCACCUGCGUGACUCCAAGGCUGACAUUGGAGAACUGUUUGCCAAGGUCAAAGUGAAUGGAGAUGACGCCGCACCUUUGUACAAGUAUCUCAAGUCCAAGCAGACCGGCACUUUGGGCAGCGGCAUCAAAUGGAACUUUACCAAAUUCCUGGUUAACAAGGAAGGCAUCCCAAUUAACCGCUAUGCACCCACCACAGAUCCCAUGGACAUUGCCAAGGAUAUUGAGAAAGAGCUGUAGAUCUCUAGCUUUAUAAGCACUUUACGAUAUACGAUAUACGACUUUCUAUAAAUUAUAUAGCUUUUGUCAUGCCUUUUUUAACGGCAUUAACUUAUAAACUUAAAACUUAGUCAUGUAGCUGGUCAAAUGCAGUGCAUGUUUAAAUUGUAACCGUAUUUAUGGUUUUCAAAUCAAACAAUCUUUAAUAAACUUCAAUAAUGUUUAAUUGUUAAAUGGAGAUGUUAAUAACUUACCUCCAUAAUGGCCAAUCGCGCCUGUCGAUAGAGUUUGGCUAAUAUGCCCAUGUUCAUGAUAACGCCGGAUCCUUCUUUGUUGGUCAUGCGGACCAGAUUAUAAUCUAUCCAGACCAUGUCAUGCUCGUGAUUCGUCAUAAAAUAUAUUGAUAUAUAUAUAUGUGAGUUAUCCUGUAAUAAAGCAGUGUAUUUUGUUCUACUUUCAGAACUAACUGAAA